Messenger RNA from Rhipicephalus sanguineus (brown dog tick), 1483 nucleotides. RefSeq names its product protein Dr1 (gene NC2beta). Gene Ontology annotation, cellular component: negative cofactor 2 complex. Gene Ontology annotation, molecular function: TBP-class protein binding; general transcription initiation factor activity; protein heterodimerization activity. The transcript has 5 exons. The record is from RefSeq and is a predicted model, not a curated record. Bases 201 to 734 code for a protein of 177 amino acids. Lineage: Eukaryota; Metazoa; Arthropoda; Arachnida; Ixodida; Ixodidae. Gene Ontology annotation, biological process: chromatin remodeling; RNA polymerase II preinitiation complex assembly; positive regulation of transcription by RNA polymerase II.
GCAUACCAGAUGGCGCCACUUAAUGGCAAUGUGGCGCACGACUGUCAGAGAAUAAAUGGCGGACUCUGGGAGCAGCGCGGUGGACCGGGGAUUGGGGCUCUGCGUGGGGUUUUCUUUUCGGUUCCCUAUGAAGUUGCUAGCUGGGCACCACGUAGUUUGGAAAUACAGUGAGAGUUGAUACCAGCCUGGAGUACGCCGAAAUGAAUUCGAGGCACACCGAGGUGGCUCCUCUGAAGAAAGAGGCGGCAAGUGCCGAAGAUGAGGACUUGACAAUCCCGCGUGCAGCCAUGAAUAAGAUGAUCAAGGAGCUGCUCCCAAACGUGCGCAUAGCCAACGAGGCACGUGAGCUCAUCUUGGCCUGCUGCACAGAGUUCAUCCACCACCUUUCCACCGAGGCCAAUGACAUCUGCAACCGGCAACAGAAAAAGACCAUUUCUGCAGACCACGUUCUGGGUGCGUUGGACAGUCUGGGUUUUGGUGCCUACCGCCAGGAUGCUGAGGCAGUGCUCAAGGACUGCAAAGCAGUGGCAGCCAAGCGGCGGCGUCAAAGUACACGCCUGGAAAACCUGGGCAUCCCCGAAGAAGAGCUACUCCGGCAGCAGCAGGAGCUUUUUGCACAGGCACGGCAACAACAAGCCGAGCUGGCCCAGCAGGAGUGGACACAGAUGCAGCAGGUGGCACAGCAGCAACUUCAGCUGCAGCAGAGCCAAGCUCAGGAUGAAGACGAGUACUGAAGGGGGGGGGGUGGUAGCACGCUUUUGUUUCACUUUAGCUAAUAAUAUGCAACUAAGGUAUUUUCUGACCUUGUGCAAGUAUUUUGUUAGCACAACCUGUAUUAAACAUUCUAGGGAGGGUGUUCAUGCAGGCCGCACAUUCAAGAGAUUUUAUAUGCACUGUACUACACGAGUGUGUCAAUGUAACACAUCACUGGACUCUGGCAUCACCUUGGGUGCUCUGCAAGGAUAUUUACUUUACAUUCCUUGCACUGAAGCACAGUGGUGAAAAAUGUUUUAUAGUUUGUUUUGCCGAGUGCCUAGGCAUGUGAGCUUGCAUGGAAGCUGCUGUACAGGCCAAUUGGAAUGCAUAUUGAUUUCUUUUUUUUUUUUUUUUCGAAGCACUUUUGCUGUAAAUGAUGCAAGAGCUCUCUAUUAGGGCUGUAUCGAUUUUACUUUUUUUUUGUUCUAUUUACAAUGGUUUGGUGGCAUGGAUGCAUCGUAUGUGAUUGAUUGUCACAUGAUGACUUUGGAUGCACCGUUUCUCUUACGUUGGUUUACUGUACUCACUGAAAAUUGUUUUUGAGAUGCAGAAAUAUAUAAUGGCGGCUGUCUACUUUUAGAAGAGUGCUUGCUGGAUUUUUGCAUUUACUGCUAUGCUUUAUCACUGGCAGUGACAGUUUGUGAUAAACAAUGUGCCACAAAUGAUCAUGUUCUGUUUGCCACAAGCUGUGCACAUUUGUAAUAAAGACUAUUUUAGUGUACUUGAA